GGCGGCGGCUACCGCCCGAGGUGUGAGAAUCGGCCGCGGAGGCGGCCAACGAGAGCCCUUGCGAGCUCCUAGGCAGGCAGAAAUGGCGAUGGGGAGGAGGCUGACGCAAUUCCAGACCCUCCUCGCGCAGCAAGCCCUCCGCAGCGCUACCCCAAAGCCCAGAGCCCCACCCAUCCCGCACAGCCGCUUCCUCCACUGCCCCUCCCCGCCGGCAGCCGCAUCCCGCUCCCCGCUGUCCCACUUCCUGUGGCGCAGCUCAGGCAGCGCCGGGACGGUCCUGCCAGCGAGCGCAGCGGCCGUACGGACCGCUGCCAAGCGGUGGCUUGCCGCCGGGUCGCUCGAUCUCUUCUCGCUGCAGCGGAGGAGGUCCCCGGGCUUGCUCUCUUCGUCCUCCGCAUUCCUCCGCCGCGCACCUUGGGCGCGCUGGCUACCAUCACCGGACCAGGUGGUGCUCACGCUUAUCGGGGCAAAUGUGGCCGUAUACAUGCUCUGGCAGGUGGCCGAUCCGAGUUUCAUGGAGAGGCAUUUCACGGUUUCUCUGGAAAAUUUCAAGAGCGGGCGGUUGCACACGGUGCUCACGAGCGCCUUCAGCCACACAGACACGGGUCACCUCUUCAGCAAUAUGCUUGGUCUCUACUUCUUCGGCUCAAGCAUUUCCAGCAUGUUUGGUCCUUCUUUUCUGUUGAAUUUGUACGUAGCUGGAGCACUUGUUGGAUCCACAUUCUUCUUGAUAGAAAAGGCUUUUAGAGCUCCGCGGAAACAGGUUUAUGUAGGGUGGGACAGAUCAAGACAGUUUGGGCUUGGUGCGAGUGGUGCAGUUAAUGCCGUUAUGCUUCUUCAGAUUUUUCUCAAUCCAAAGGGACUAAUCUAUCUUUACUUUGUCCUUCCUGUUCCAGCUGCCUUAGUGGGGGCUGCUUGGAUUGGCCUUGAUUUAUUGAGUGUCAACAAGGGGCAGGGUUCAGCUUCUGCUCAUUUAGGAGGUGCCGUAGUGGCUGCCCUCGCGUGGGCUCGAAUUAGGAAGGGCUGGUUCUGAUCAUGCAGCUAGUUCAUAUGGAGCAAAUCCAACCACCCUCCCCCAAGCUGGCGGCCUCUCCGGCUGAGAUUGGUUGACAAAUUUCGUAUGGGUAGAGAGAUAACUCUGCUGCUUAUCUUCCAAGUUUCUGAUCUGGAAGUCAUCAAACAAAUUUCUAGAUAGCAUCAUGGGAGAUAUUGCCAACUGGUUGGCUGAAUUUACAUACCUAUUCUUGAUGGGAUCAUCCUUAAACAUGCCACAACUAGAAUUGCAAUGUUAGUGCUACCGCCUCACUAGGCCAAAUUUGAGUGCAGAUGUGACUGGGCAACCUUUGCCAUCCGAAAGUAGGAAAAGUCAGGACAUCAACGGAAUAAAGUUGUAAUGGUUAAAAUCCAUGGAUACCCAUGAUCAUCCUUGGUUACUGUCGUUGACACUUAUCAUCCAAUACUACGAUCCAAGUUGGUAACAUGAUUUGUGUUUUGCAAAUA
This is a messenger RNA of Lolium rigidum, 1500 nucleotides long. Its product is annotated as RHOMBOID-like protein 12, mitochondrial. Lineage: Eukaryota; Viridiplantae; Streptophyta; Magnoliopsida; Poales; Poaceae. The record is from RefSeq and is a predicted model, not a curated record. Bases 83 to 1033 code for a protein of 316 amino acids. The transcript is spliced from 8 exons. Gene Ontology annotation, molecular function: serine-type endopeptidase activity. Gene Ontology annotation, cellular component: membrane.